AUGUACGCCCCCGGAGUUCCGCCUUGCCGCGCGGUGGGCCCUGCGCAACGCAGAGUGGGCUGCUCUGGCAUGCGAUGCCAGCGACCGCGGGUGCUGAACGGAGCGGGCUGCGUACGGCCUCGCUCCGUGUUCUCGGCGCAUCGCACCCCGAGCGCGCCGCAAGGGCGCCUGUGCGCGCUUCGCGCUAUCAGAAGCAGCGAGGACGAGUGGGCGGCGGGCGGGAGCCCGUAUCGGCGCAAUUCUGGCAAUGCGCGCGGCGAGGCGCGAGGUCGCCGUGAGCGUCCGCGCCUGAGCAAGUCGGCGCUCGCGAAACAGCGCAAGGGCCACUGCUACGGCUGCGGGAUCGCGCUGCAAGUGGAGGCCCCGGCCGCCCCGGGCUACGUGGAGCGCGAGAAGUACGAAACGAAGCGCCGCCACAAGCAGCUUGACCAGAUCCUGUGCACGCGCUGCGUGGCCCUAUCCCAGGGCUCCAUGGUCCCAGCAGUCAAGGAUUUCUCGACUUCCGGGCCACCCGGCGACAUGAGCUUCGCCGAGACCCCGCUCGCGACCCGCGGCGGCUCCCUCGACUCCGGCCGCACGAUCGCGCCCGAACAGCUCCGCGAGGAGCUCCGCCACGUCCGCGGCGCUUACGCGCUGACCGUCAUGGUCGUCGACCUCCUCGACGCCCAGGGGAGCUUCAUGGGCAAGGUGCGGGACCUCGUCGGGCCGAACCCGCUCCUCCUCGUCGGGACGAAGGCGGACCUCCUGCCGCGCGGCACCGACUUGCGGGAGGUCUCGGAAUGGCUCUUGGACUUGGCGGAGGCCAAGGGGCUGCAGGUCGUGGGCGUCGAGCUGGUGUCGUCCCGGACGCGAGAGGGCGUCGAGGACGCGGUGUCCGCGAUCCUGCGGGCGCGGCGGGGGCGCGACGUGUACGUGCUCGGGUCGGCGAACGUUGGGAAGAGCGCACUCGUGCGCGCGAUGUUGGUGGACCUGGCGUCGUUCCACUCGCGGAACUUCGACGCGAACGCGAUCGGGGCGACGAAGAACGUGCCGAUGGAGUCGCCGAUGCCCGGCACGACGCUGUCGCUGAUCCCGAUCCGGGCGUUCUCCUCCGGGGGGGUUUUGUUCGACUCCCCCGGGCUGCACCUGCACCACCGGCUGCCGCACAUCCUCACGCCCGAGGAGCUCAAGCUGCUGCACCCGACGCGUCGCCUGCGCGCGUUCGUCGCGGCCCCGGUCGGCUCGGUCGGGCCGGGGAUCGUGUCAUACCUGUGGGGGGGACUGCUGCGCAUCGACGUCGACGCCGGGGACUUGCGCGACACGCGGCUGGCAUUCUUCGGCCCGCGCGCGAUGAUCGCCCAGGCCAUGGAAUACCUCGAGUCCCCGGGCAACGAGGACGUCGAGGACAGGCUCGACCUGUACGGCACCGAGUCGGCGGACAAGCGCGGAGGGUUGCGUGUGGCGCGGGAGGCCACUGUGCGCGCCACGGGCUCCGAGGGGGCGCUGGCGGACCUCGCGUGCUCGGGUCUGCCUGGCUGGAUCUCGAUCUUCAGCCCCGGCGCGCGGGGCUCGAUCCGCGUGCGCAUCUGGGCGCCGCGCGGCAUAGAGGCGUACGUGCGGCCCCCGCUGCCCGUCCCCAGCCCGCUGGGCCCGUCCGCGCGUGCGAACCUCUCGCCGCAGGCGCGACUGAGGGCCGCGGAGCGCGCAGCGGCGCGGAGGCGAGAGGCUGGCGGACAGGCCCGUGUGUGA
Molecule: messenger RNA, 1728 nt
Organism: Pedinophyceae sp. YPF-701
Lineage: Eukaryota; Viridiplantae; Chlorophyta; Pedinophyceae
Source: the annotation of a GenBank genome assembly